AUGGCAUACUCUGAUUUCGUCAGGUGCGCCAAGUCCAACGAGGUGGAGCUGGUGGCGGUGGAUGGACUUAAAGUCUUUUUCACACUGCGCCCCUCCAGCCCCCUGCUGCAACAGCGCCGAAUGGCACAGCAAUACAACAACCAACCUAACUACCCGCCCCAGUCCCAGCAACAAAUGCAGCAGCAGCAGGAGGUACAGCGGACAGGAGCAGCAGCGGCAGCUGUCGCCGCCGGGACGGCGGCAGCAACGGCGGCGCCCAGCCCUGCCGCUGCCGGCGCAGCCGCGGCAGCGGCGGCGGCCGCCGCCGCCCAAACCCCCGCCUACUUCUACACCGUUCGCCCUGCUGAUUACGCCAUGCCGUACGAUUAUUUGGAGGGCAAUGCGGUGCCGGUCUCCGCUAUUGAGCACCGAGAGAACCGGCUCUUGACUCUGUUGGGCUACGUGCUGCUGGUGGCGGUGGUGCUGUCCACACUCAGCCGGCUGCCCUCCAGGCAGGAGGUGGGCAGGAGCCCCGGCCGCAAGCACCGACCGGCCUCGUCACCGCCGUCGUUUUCGCCGACCGGCGGGGGCGGCGGCGGCGACGGCGGGCCUGUGAGUACCACGUUUGCUGACGUGGCGGGCGUGGAUGAAGCAAAGGAGGAGUUGCAGGAGAUAGUGGAGUACCUGAGGUCCCCGGAGCGCUUCUCCCGACUGGGAGCCCGACCGCCUGCCGGGGUGCUGCUGGUGGGUCCCCCCGGCACGGGUAAGACCCUGCUAGCCAAGGCGGUGGCGGGGGAGGCGGGAGUGCCGUUCUUCUCCAUCUCCGCGUCCGAGUUCGUGGAGCUGUACGUGGGGAUGGGCGCCAUGAGGGUGCGGGAGCUGUUUGCAGCCGCUCGCCGUGAGGCCCCUGCCAUUGUGUUCAUUGACGAGAUUGAUGCCGUGGCCAAGGGGCGGGACAUGAGGUUGAGAUCUGGCGUUGAGAAGGCGGUGGUAGCUCGCCAUGAGGUAGGACACGCCCUGGUCGGGGCGGCGGUGGCCAAAUUGCUCGAUGGUUUCGGAGAGCCCGCCCGUCUGUCCAUCGUACCCAGGACGGGGGGAGCGCUGGGCUUCACGUACACGCCUCCAAAGUCUGAGGACCGCGCCCUGAUGUUCGAUUGCGAGAUCCGAGCCCAGCUGGCAGUGCUGAUGGGGGGGAGGGCGGCGGAGCACCUCUCGUGUCCCGCGGUGUCCACCGGAGCUGCAGACGACAUCCGCCGCGCUACUGACUUGGCCACACGUGCCGUAUCCGAGUACGGCAUGAGCCGCCUGCUGGGCCCUGUGAACGUUGCCGUAUUGGCCUCGGGCGGAGCGGACGGCGGCGAGGGCUUGGCUUUUCUCCGGGAGGGUGGUGGCGAUGUGGGUCGGUUGGUGGAGAGGGAGGUACGGGAGCUUGUGGAGGGAGCGUUGACGGUUGCGAUGGCGGUGGUGGCGGGGAAUGUUGCCGUACACAGCGGCCUUAGUGAGGAUUUGCAGCGCGAGGAGAGGGUGGAGGGGGAGGUGUUGGCGGGGUGGCUGCGGGGUGUCCGCGUGCCGGAAUGUCUAGGAGAGUUUGUGUUGAAUGGUCGGUUGCCCGAUAGGGAGGCGCUGGGGCUGGGGCCGGGAGUGGGUGUGGGCUCGGGGGGAGGGAUGGGGUUGAGGGUGGAGGGGGGCUUGUCGGUGUGA
This is a messenger RNA of Volvox carteri f. nagariensis, 1680 nucleotides long. RefSeq lists its product as uncharacterized. Gene Ontology annotation, molecular function: metalloendopeptidase activity; ATP binding; ATP-dependent peptidase activity. The transcript has 7 exons. The record is from RefSeq and is a predicted model, not a curated record. Lineage: Eukaryota; Viridiplantae; Chlorophyta; Chlorophyceae; Chlamydomonadales; Volvocaceae. Gene Ontology annotation, cellular component: chloroplast thylakoid. Gene Ontology annotation, biological process: proteolysis. Bases 1 to 1680 code for a protein of 559 amino acids.